This is a messenger RNA of Zeugodacus cucurbitae (melon fly), 7113 nucleotides long. It is a transcript of the gene sdt, whose product is annotated as protein PALS1. Gene Ontology annotation, biological process: morphogenesis of an epithelial sheet; establishment or maintenance of epithelial cell apical/basal polarity; establishment or maintenance of polarity of embryonic epithelium. The coding region runs from base 444 to 6209 and encodes 1921 amino acids. The record is from RefSeq and is a predicted model, not a curated record. The transcript has 16 exons. Lineage: Eukaryota; Metazoa; Arthropoda; Insecta; Diptera; Tephritidae. Gene Ontology annotation, molecular function: protein binding. Gene Ontology annotation, cellular component: plasma membrane; adherens junction.
AAUAUAAAAUAAAAAAAAAUUAUAAAACAAAUUAAAGUGUCUCAUAUAUAGAGUUUAACGCAAGUGAAAGUGAAAUCUCCUCGCAAGCAAGUGCUCAAAGUGCAAAUUGCAAACGUGAAAAUGCAUAAACCCACGAAAUUCCAACGCCUGCCGCUAGCUAUGUCGUGUCACGCUUCCGGUGCACAUUCGUUGCAGCGACAAUGAAUAGUUGAGGGCACGUGUUCGGAGGUGUAGUGCGUGCGUGUGUAUUGCUCCGCUCAUUACCACAAGCCGUACACGACGUAACGCUUCAAAGCUUGUGCGAUUGUUGUGGUUGUGGUUGUUGUCGUCGUUGUCGUCUAGCGCGUGUGCGUGUCAGUGUGCAUUGCACAACGCUUGUGCCCCGCCAGUGCUGACCGAACGCUUAGAAGCCGCCUGUGGCCGCGCACGGGCGCCGAGUUGCAAUGCAAGCGAACAACAGCGGUCGAACGGCUUUAUCAGCACAAUCAUCGGGUACACCGUCGCAAUCAACGAUCUCGUCGUCCGGCAAGCAACAGGUUGUCGAAUUAUCGGGCUACGUUAUUAUAUUAGUGAAGAAUGUCGAAGGUAAAAUCAAGUUGUACGGCUCACCGCCCGAUCGCGAUAAUCUGGAAGUGGGCGAUGAGAUACUCGAGGUUAACGGUCUGACCUUGGAGAAUAUCUCGUAUGCGGAGAUUAUACGCCACAUCUAUGAGUGCAUAAAAUCCUGCACCAUUUGCCUGCGUGUGCGUAAAAAGAAUGAUACCAGAUUAGCCUGGGACAUUGGCAAUUCGGUGCAGGAGGCCUUCGUUAUCGCGGUCGAGGAGCAUGCGCGUGAGCGUCUGAAACGUUUGGCGGCGCUGAAUCGGGUAACACCGGUGGAUAUAACGGAAGUGUCGAAAACGCUGCAACAGACCAAAGGCGGUACGCAAUCGACACAGAAACAAGAUCUGAGCUUCCUCAACGAGGCCUCGCCCAUUUACGUCACCUCGUUCACCAGCACACAGAUCACGUGCAGCAGCUCGACCGUCACCACCGCCACCGCCGCAACUGCCGGACUCAUUACCUCGUCGACGAUUGCGCCAACCGCCUCGGCGACCGCGACGGGCAUCACCACCACAUCGGCCAUUGUGCACUCAGCGGUGCCACAGAGCUCGACAGGCGCCGUAGCCGCCGAUCGGAAUGCAAACCAGACGUCGGCAGCAAUUGUGAGCGCCACAGCAGCAGCGGCAGCCGCCGCCGCCGCACCAACGAAACUAGCCAACCACAGCGGCAGCAGCAACGUUUACCAGCAGCAGCAGAUGCCGCAGCAGCCGACGUCGGCGGCGAAGCCAGCGAUCGCAGGUAAAGCUCAGCAACAACCACCACCGCCACUUACCUUGCAGUUCCAGCAGCAACAGGCCGCACAGGUGGCGCAGUUGGCGCAGCUGCAGAAUCUGCAGACGCCUACCAUUGCCACCAGCUUGCAGCAUUUAGCUGUCGCGGAGGAAGAGGACGACGACGACGAUCUGAUCGGUGUUGCCGGCAACUAUUGUAGCAUUAACUUUAUAAAAUACAACAACAAACACGCACAAUUGCCACCAGCCACAUCGGCGGUGGUGCUGCCCGCUGCAGCAGCCAGCCAGUUGCAGAGGCAACAGCUGCAACAGUUACAGCAACAGCAGCAACAACAACUACAGCUGCGUCAAACGAAGUCGCACCCGCACAUCCCGCCCCCACUGCAGAUCCCCAGCACAAUACUUGUCGAUGCACAAACCUCCACCUCACCGCUGGCCGCAACCGCCGUGGGUAAUCUAAAGGCACCGCUCACAGCAGCGCCUGCGAAGUCCACAACAGCAACCGCAACUACAACAGCGACUACAGCUGCCAGCGCCGCAACAGCAGCGGCUGGCUCGACAACCCCGACAACCGAGUACUCAACAGCCAUAUCCAGCAGUCAUCUGCAGCAGGCGUUCGCCUCGGCGGCCGCGGCGGACCAGCAGCAGCAGCAACAGUUGUUUAACAACAACAAUAUAGCAGCAUCAACUCUAGGCGCAGCCGCGGCAUUGAGCAACAACAAUAAUAAAGCGGUGCCAGGUGUCAUUGUGGAUCAGCCCACAGCCGGCGGUGGUGCGGUUGCGGCUGCAGCUGGGGGCAGCGGGCCCUACGGUAGUAAUAUUAGUAGUAAUUGUGAUUUAUUAAUAUCGAAUAAUAUACAACCACCGAGACGAGAGUUACUAACUACACUUAACGAUGAUGGCAGACACUUUGAUGGCGAUGCGGCAAAUAGCAACAACAACAUCAAUAAACAAAGUGCCAGUGGCAGCAGUAAUAGCAACAACGAUUUGCUAAAUAAUACAACAAAUUUAUACGAUAAUAAACAAAUACAACAAUUAAGAAGUAGUAGUCCCAAUAGUAGCAUAUCAAAAGGAAGAACUGAACUUUUAUUAGGAGAUCAAAGUUUAAGGCAGGAAAUACGGCCUCGCCGUCGUUCUGGCUCCAGCAUUGUCGUUAUUGAUGGUGAUGAUUUGAAGCCAUGCUUACCGGACGACUAUAUUAGUAGUCAGCAUUAUCGACAGCAUUCUGGUGAAAGCAAAGAAAUCGAUCAGGAAAUGUUGACAAUGCUUUCAGUUAAUCAAGAUAAUGGUCCACAUCGUGAGAUGGCUGUCGAUUGUCCAGAUAAUUUUAUCGCGCGUAAUAAGACACCACCACGUUAUCCACCACCACACCGUCCACCACAGCCACCAACACAAUACAAAAGCAACAACAGUACACCACAACAACAGACACCGACGGCGACACACACCAGCAAUGGCGGUGGGAAUAAGAAGGCUCUACCGACGCCGAACAACAAAUACGCCGCCACCAGCAGCAAUCCGAAUGGCACCGCCAGCGGUGAGGAGUUCGAGUUGGUGGCCAUCGAUGGUGGCUUGCUGCAACGCGCCGGCUCUUCGUCCUUUUCAUCCUCGUACGAGGAUUCAAUCGGCAAGAGCUCCUUCGAUUCCAUUGCUUAUUGUCAUUUACAUAAUAAACAAAACAACAACAUCAACAGUCUCAACAACAAUAACAUAAACAACAAACACUACAACAACACGAGUAACUCAUCAAAUUCAUCAACGCCAACGAAGCGUGGUGGCGGUGGCAUUACCGGCGGCGCUGGGGAUAGCACCGGCUCGAAUGGCUCGUCGCCCGGCGUCAACGAAGCGCCAUUGAUUGAGGGUUUGUCUGGCGGACCGCCCGAGUAUGAGCUGCUGCCGCUGUCGAUGUGCAAGCAAGUGGCUGCGAGUCUAUUGGACCCGCCAUCGGGUAAGCACCGCGAGCUGCCCGUCGAUGUGCCGGACAGUUUCAUAGAGAUCGUCAAGACACCGCCGCGCUAUCCGCCGCCACCACAUCUGUCCUCGCUCUCAUCGCAGUUGUCGUCGAACUCAUCCACUUCGACGGCCAACACUACACUGACGCACAUCAACUCAUCAUCCAACUCAUCCACCAACAAUCAUACCAACAACAACGGCAGUCACACUAAUGAUAACUCCUUCUCGCCCACGUGUUCCUCCGUAUCGGGCUCAUAUUCGGCGCUCGCUUCCAUCUCGGCCACGGGUAUCGCAACACUGUCUGCUUGCUCGCCGCUCUCCACGGAUCAUAAGUCAAAAUCAGCAAGCACAAAGUCAACGUCCGGCUGCCAUCCACUGAAACAGUUGGUUAAACAGAAGAGCUUGAUAUCGUUGGGUUCGCUGAGUGGCUCCGCUGAGAAAUUAGAUAAAUCAACAGCAGCAGCAACGCAACGUCAACAACCGCAACCGCAAGUGCCAACGGGUGGCGGCACAAGUGCGGUCGACGGCUGCUUGGUGAGCAAAAGUGCUAAGACGUCGUCGUCCAAGCGCAACGAUGAGUUGAAUGGCUCUGUGAAGCCAGUACCGCCGCCGCGCGAUCAUCUGCGCGUCGAAAAGGAUGGCCGCCUGAUAAACCGCACGCCCGCGCCGCAACUACCAGAUCGCCGUUUGGGUAGCAGUGGUGCCGGCGCGCCUCAACAGAUAGCGCAGAUAGUCGAGCCGACGCUGGAGCAGCUGGACAGCAUCAAAAAGUAUCAGGAGCAACUACGUCGACGUCGCGAGGAGGAGGAGCGCAUCGCGCAACAAAAUGAAUUUCUACGCAACAGUUUACGUGGCUCGCGCAAGCUUAAGGCGCUGCAGGACAACAAGGCGGCGGCACAGCAACAGCCGGCCGCGGAGCGCGUUUCGGGCGUGGAGAACGAGGCGUACAUGGACGAUGAAGAAGUCGAAAAAAUCAAUGGCUAUGGCGAACUGAUCGCCGCGCUGACACGCCUACAGAAUCAACUCACCAAAAGUGGUAUGUCCACACUGGCGAACCGUGUCAUGGCCGCCCACAAUGUGUUGAGCAGUGCUGGCGUUGCACAUGCGCUUGCCGCGCGUGCAGCCGUCUUGCAACGCCGGCGCCCGCGAGUCGCCAAUCCAGUAAGCGUGAACGCCACGACGCUACAAAAGGAUAUUGUCGAACUGCUGACGCAAUCGAACUCGGCCGCUGCUAUCGAACUGGGCAAUCUGUUGACGAGUCAUGAAAUGGAGGGUCUGUUACUGGCGCAUGAUCGCGUUGCAACGCUCACCGAUGCCACACCAUCACCCAUUCUUAGCGGCUCUAGCAGUCCACAGCAGACGUCAACAGGCGCGCCAGUGCCACUUCCCAAAAGCGCAGCGGUACGCGGCACAGCCGUGCCACCGCCAGUGGUACCGCCGCCACUAGCGCAACGCAGCGCCAUGCCACUGCCGCAGAAUAUGACGGCGCCGCCAGUACCACCCCAGCAUGGUGGUUUCAUGAAGCAGCCAAUGCGCGCCGAUUCUCCACCUCUGAGCGCCUGCUUUGGCACGCUUAAUGACCAGAACGAUAACAUACGCAUCAUACAGAUUGAGAAGUCCACAGAACCGCUCGGCGCGACGGUACGCAAUGAGGGCGAGGCGGUCGUCAUUGGACGCAUAGUGCGUGGCGGUGCUGCCGAAAAAUCUGGACUGCUGCACGAAGGUGACGAAAUACUCGAAGUGAACGGUCAAGAGUUGCGCGGCAAAACUGUGAACGAAGUCUGCGCGCUGCUCAGCUCCAUGCAGGGUACGCUGACAUUCCUCAUUGUGCCCGCUGGCAGUCCACCACCCGGCGGUGGCCACCGCGAGAAUGCAGUACUGCAUGUGCGCGCCCACUUCGACUACGAUCCCGAGGAUGACUUGUACAUACCGUGUCGUGAGCUGGGUAUUAGCUUCCAGAAGGGCGACGUCUUGCACGUGAUCUCGCGUGACGACCCCAAUUGGUGGCAGGCGUAUCGCGAGGGCGAAGAGGACCAAACGCUGGCCGGUCUCAUACCUAGUCAAUCGUUCCAGCAUCAGCGUGAGACCAUGAAGUUGGCCAUUGCCGAAGAGGCGGGCUUGGCGCGCAGUCGCGGCAAGGACAGCAGUAAGGGUGCGACACUGUUGUGCGCGCGCAAAGGUCGCAAGAAGAAGAAGAAGGCCAGCUCGGAAGCGGGUUAUCCGCUGUACGCCACAACUGCACCGGACGAAACGGAUCCCGAGGAAAUACUCACCUACGAAGAGGUCGCCUUAUACUAUCCACGUGCCACACACAAACGGCCCAUAGUGCUCAUCGGGCCGCCGAAUAUCGGACGACACGAGCUGCGUCAGCGAUUGAUGGCCGAUUCGGAUCGUUUCUCCGCGGCAGUGCCACAUACGUCACGUGCGCGCCGCGAAGGUGAAGUACCCGGCGUUGAUUAUCACUUCAUCACGCGCCAGGCCUUUGAGGCGGACAUACUGGCGCGCCGCUUCGUCGAACAUGGCGAAUACGAGAAGGCUUACUAUGGCACCUCGCUGGAGGCCAUACGUACAGUGGUGGCGAGCGGCAAGAUUUGCGUGCUGAAUCUGCAUCCGCAGAGCUUGAAGCUGCUGCGCGCUUCCGAUCUGAAGCCGUACGUGGUGCUCGUGGCGCCGCCGAGUCUCGACAAAUUGCGACAGAAGAAGAUACGAAAUGGCGAACCCUUCAAGGAGGAGGAACUCAAGGACAUUAUAGCCACUGCCCGCGACAUGGAGGCACGCUGGGGCCAUCUCUUCGACAUGAUAAUCAUAAACAACGACACAGAUCGUGCUUAUCAACAGCUGUUGGCCGAGAUCAAUUCGUUGGAACGCGAACCGCAGUGGGUGCCGGCCAGUUGGGUGCAUAACAAUCGGGACGAGUCAUAAAGUCAAUGGAAAUGAAUUGCAAGCGAAAUGAAGUGUGAGACGAACGUAAAACAGGGAUUUGUGCUUAAGGAAAAUGAACUGGAACUGGUAGAACUAAGUGAAGACACGAAAUGAGAACACAAAAAGCGCUGCAGUGCAGCAGUGAACUGUCUACGAGAAGCUUUUGAUGUUAAAUUUUUGUUAAAUUUCCAACUUCCGCUAGUUGUUUGUUGUAAUUUAUUUGAGUUCUACAUACCUACGGAGCUUUCAUCGAGCUUUUGAACUUUCAUUUUCUGGUUUUAUGAGCUUUCACUGCACAAUUUCGCUAACUUCUGCAAAGCGUAACUGUUUUAGUCGCCACUUCACCAAUAUUGUUCCACAGUGUUCGUGUUACAACAAAAACAAACAAAGGUUUCGCGUCGAGCGCUCGUGAGUUGUAGCGUGCAAAAGUAUAUGCGAAAGCUUUAUUUCCAAAACGAAAAUGCAAUACUUACACAUAAAUAUAAAUACAAAUAUACAUAAAUAUUAUUUACUUGAACAUACCGUAUACUAUAUACAAACAUUUAUAUAUAAACACACACAUACACACAUGCAUACAGCGCAGAGUUGAACGUUUUUAUGUAUAAUUUGUUGAUUUAGUAAUAAAAAAUAUUAAUUUUUAAAGUUAAAUUUCACACUUCUGCGUUGCAAAAGCUGAGCAAAACUGUUGAACGUUGGAGAAUGUGUGUAAUAAUGCGUGUUAAAUAUUAAUUAUAAUUCAAUAUUUUUAAAUUGAAAAUAUUUUGAAAAAAUUACACAAAUUAUGCAUGCAAAAUACUUAAUUUUUAAAGCAUAUAUUUAACGGUCUUAUGCAUAAAAAAUAUUGUUUUGUUUAUUUAAAUAUUUUUAUGUAAAAUUUAUUUUUUUUAUGACUUUUUAAUAUUUU